Notechis scutatus (mainland tiger snake) is the source of this 4638-nucleotide messenger RNA. NCBI's taxonomy places the organism in Eukaryota, Metazoa, Chordata, Lepidosauria, Squamata, Elapidae. The record is from RefSeq and is a predicted model, not a curated record.
UCAUUUGUGUUUAUGCCUGUAUUAAUGAGUGUAUGUGCAUACUGCGCACAUUAUUAAUCUCUACUUCAAAUAAUGAGUCCUCUUUUUUCCCUGGUAGCAGGUACUGUCCUCCUGGUUGCAGAGAUAUAAUAGGAGAUAUUUCUGGUAAUAUCAUAGAAGGCUACAGAGAUACAUCCUUUUUGUGCAAAUCUGCCAUACACGCUGGAAUCAUUGCAGAUGAAGUGGGUGGCCAGAUCAAUGUAGUUCAGUUGAAAGGAAAAAAUCGGUAUCAGGGUAUCUUGGCCAAUGGCAUCCUUUCCCAAGAUGGAUCUCUAUCAAACAAGCGAUUUAUUUUUAACUCAAAUGGUUGUGACACAGCACUGAAUUUAGGAGGUGGAGAUGCUUUGAAUAUUCAGAUGACCGCAUCAUCAUCCUGGAAUGAAAUCAAUGAAGUUGGGGACUUAGUUGAGUGGUCUCCUCAGAAAGCUUGCCUUAAAGUUCCUGGGCCAUCUUGGGCAGCAAACCAGAGUAACCAUCAGCAGUGGCUGGAAAUUGACUUGGGAGAGAAAAUUAGAAUUACAGGAAUUAGAACUGCGGGGUCUACUGUGCUUCAUUUUAAUUAUUACGUGAAGACAUUUGUUGUGAACUAUAAAAAUAAUAACACAAAAUGGAGAACCUACAAAAGAAUCUUAAGCAAUGAAGAAAAGGUAUUCAAAGCCAACUCAAAUCAUGGAGAUGUAGUUCGGAAUAAUUUUAUUCCCCCUAUAGUAGCUCGUUUUCUGAGAAUUAUUCCACAGACCUGGUACAAAAGAAUAGCCCUGAAAGUGGAACUUAUUGGUUGUCGAGCAGUCCGAAGUAACAGCUCUCUUAUUCAUCCACUCGGGCAAAGACCAAGUCAAAGCACAGGUGUUCCCACUAAAAAAGAUGACCGAUCAAGCACAGAAUAUAUACCUUUAGUUGAAACCAACUUAGGACUGAAUCUUAUGGCUAUCAUUAUUCCAACCCUUGUGGUGCUUUUGCUGCUCCUGUUAUUGGGAACCUGGAUCUUUACUGCACUACGAAAAAAAGGAAAGCAAGCUACUACGUAUGGUUCAUCUGACACUGGAAAACCAAGUUUCUGGAAACAAAUUCAACCACCCUUUGUCCGAUAUCAGUCUGCAGAAUUCACCAUCACUUACAAUAAUGAAAAAGAGGCACCCAAAGAGCUGGAACUGAUCACAAGCGAGAUGACAGAUUAUCAUCAGCCCAUCAUGAUAGGAACUGAGACAGUUACCUGGCAGGGAUCUACUUUUAAACCAAUGGACACGGAGGAUGAGAAAAAAUGUCUCUCAGAGAACAAAAAUCAUUACAACCGCCCACAAAAAAGAAAUCACCAUGAUUAUGCGCUACCUCUGACCAAUCAGGAACCGGAAUACGCCACACCUAUUGUAGAGCGAUGUACAGGAAUUGAAAAUGUUUUUUCUUCAGAUAAUUGCUACAAUGUUCCUGCUGUUUCUUCUUUUCCUUCUGGAACUUUUCUUGCCUUAUGCAAGGCAGAUGGGAACAGUGGAGAUUAUAAAAUACCACAAAACAUUAAAGAGUAUGAUAAGCCUAAAACUAGUAUCUUGCCCAUAGUGGACUAUAAUACAUGCUAUCAAAAACCACAGGCCGAAUCCCUGACAAAUGAAGAUUACUCAACACCUAGAUACAACCUCAAACCAAUAAAUCAGACUGCAGUGACAGCACUCUUAUAAUCCAGAAUUCAUGAAAGGAUCCAGGAAAAGGAAAGGACCUAAGAAUACUGACAUUCCUGCAGAAUUUGAGUAAUAGGCCAAUUUUCCUUCUUUUCACCAUGAGGAGCCUUCAGAAUAAGGUCUGCAAGCAGUGGAUUCUCUACAGUUGAGUUGUUGGUGCUCCAUUUAAUACCGUGCAAUGUGUACAUACAGUUUUAAUUUAAAAAAAAAGUAACUUAAAUAAUUUGUUAUCUCUCUUGUUAACAAAUGCACUGAUUUCUAGGUGAGGCAGCAUUCUUAAUUGAGAUAAUGCUCAUUCUUGGAAGAUCUUAUUUAGAAUGGAUAGUUAAAUAUAAAAAAACAAGACAUGUUUAAACAUUUUGCACUUCCCAUAAAGUGUUUUGCAAUUUAUGUAGGCUGCGUGAUAGCAGUCCUUUUUAAUUUAUUCUUGAUGGUCACUUGGAAGAUAAGGUACAGACCUUCCAUGAUUAAAAGAACAAUCAUUUUUUGCUCUUCUAGGAUUUCCAUGGGGGCUGCCUACAUGUUAGCAAGUUUAUAUUCAAGAGUGGCAAGAAUUAGAAAGUUUGUUUUUAAAUGAAAAUUUAGAUUCUCAGGGAAUAGAAUUAGACACAACUUCAGUGACAUGCUACAUUCGAGUAGCAUGUAUACUUGGACCAAAUCUGUCUUGUUUUCCAUUAUAAGCAAGAUAUGCUUAUUUCUUCUUUGGGAAAUAUGGGGAAAAAAUAAACUGCCUACCAAAGUUAUGUAAACUGCUACCUUUGUUCUUUUUUUUGGGGUGGGGGGGGUGUCUCCAAGUCAGUUUUUUACUACUGGCAACUGCCUGGAUUUAAUCUGUGAAGUUUUCUUUGUGUUAUUUCAGAAGUGGUUUGGGCCUUGUCUACUUCUUGGGACUGAACAGAGUGACUGGCCCAAGGUCACUCAGUUGGCCUCAUGCUUAAAGCAGGAUUAGAAAUCAUGGUCUCCUGGUUUAAUCUGUCAUCUUAACCAUGAUACCAGUUUGGCUCUUUCACCUUUAUUCUCUUAUGUUAGUUUUAUUCUUUUCAAUAUGUGUAAUUUUAAUUAUAUUUCAUAUAUAAAAUUAUGCCAGAAUGAACAGAAUUUUCAAAUCUAUAUUUGCAGCAAUUCAGAGCAUAUCCAAAGUUGCAAUUCAGAGCAUAUAUAUAUUUAUAAAUCCCAGACUAUUUCUGAAUAAAUAUACAAAAAUGGGUGCUAAACAUUGCUUUCAUGUGAUAAAAACCUAUAUUUUGUGUGCAGGAUGUUAUGAUUCAAGUUCUUAGCAGCUGAAGCUAAAAAAAAAAAAGAUUAAUCUCCAGAUUUGAAUGGCAAAAUGCCAUUCAAGUUGCAUACAUUAACAGCUGUUUGGAACAUCUUAAACCAUAUGCAUUUUUUGUCAAGAAGAUGCCACAGCUAUAGAGUGCAGCAACCUGCUUUGUUGUAUUCUAUAGAUUCGAUAGAGACUCCAAGCUACAAUCAUAUUUUGCUCUUCAAAUCUAGAUCUCUGGCCAUCUCUAUAGAUUAUGGCUGUGACAGAUGAUAAUUUAACUAAGAACUCAGCCCAUGGGAAUUCGCUGAUGCCUCUGUUGUGAACCAUGUAAAUUGAAUAAAUCAUGAGUGUUGUUUGAAAGCAUGCUAUACAUUUGGUUUCUCCUCCAAACUUUUGGGGAACGUAAUUUUCAAAAUUGUAUGUACAAAAUUGUACAGUAUUAUCCAGUCAAGAAAUAUUUCUAUAAAACAAUUAGAUACAAUGCAGUGAGAAAAUUUCCAAACAAAGGUAAGCUGUGGACCAUCUCCAUUAAUUCAGAGCACAGAACCAUUAUAAUAAAGGAUAGGUCACAGCAGACGUAAAUAACAUUUGGUCUGCUAUAAGACAUCUUUGCUCAGAUAAAUUGCUUUAAAAUCUGACGGGAGCAUUCUCCGGGCAGUUUAUCUACAGAGGUAUUUUAUUUUUUGGCCCAUUUAUGCAGCACUGUACAAUCUUUGGAACUAUCCUCUGAAAUAGUACCGUAUUAUUAGCUCAAUGAAACUGCACUGCUAAUGUAUUUUUCUGGCCUUGCAUAUUUCUGCAUCAUUUAGUCAGAGUGACACUAAAGCCAUAUUCCGUUAAAACAAUGUGGGGAGAGGGUGUAGGAAAUUCAAUAAAUAAGACCAUGGUGGGGAAAAACUAUCCCCGUGAGGCUGGACAAUACUAUGUAAGUGCAUCAGAAGUUUCCAUAUGCAGAAAGAUCAUCUUUUAUUUCUUCCUUGUAGUACAAUCAUGAAAUAUUCAGUGAGAUACAACAGAGUGACUGUGGACUAGAUAGAUAAUCUUAAGUGCUUCUUAUUCCAGUUCCCAUUUUUAAAACAGUCAGCUGUUCUCCGCUGAUGUACUUCUCUGAGAGACAGUGCUAAGAGCCCAUAAAUGGCAAGGAAUAUGAAAUAUUUCUCCUUUUUAGCAGUCAGACAGGAACAACCACCAUCAUUUUGGCAAAAUCAAAAAACAAAACAUGGCAAGUGUCAUGUUGUGAUGAUAGGACAGUUAACUAGUUCUGACAGGUUACAAAUAAGCAGCGAGACAAUUUGAUUAAGGAUUUACUUCUUGAGAUCAAAUCCUAUGCUUCAGAACCUUUAUAAACAGUUUAGCUACAUGUUUAAUUCUGAGCUUUGCUCUGGAAUUUUUUUUAAAAAAUAAGACAAAGUGUACUGGAAAAUGAAUGUUUGGACUUGCAAACCUUGACGUUAUACAGCCAAAACAACUGCUCACAGGCACCAGAUAAUGUAAUGACCCCUGCUCAUGCAUUUUAUCUAAAACUGCAAUCAUUUCAACGUAAUACAUGAACGGGCUUUUGGUGUUCUUUGUAAUUCACUGCAUUACCUUGAUGUAGUGGUUAAAGUGCUGACCUAGAAACCAGGAGAUUUGAGUUCUAGUCCCGCUUUAGGCAUGAAAGCC